Thlaspi arvense is the source of this 2341-nucleotide messenger RNA. The record is from the annotation of a GenBank genome assembly. NCBI's taxonomy places the organism in Eukaryota, Viridiplantae, Streptophyta, Magnoliopsida, Brassicales, Brassicaceae.
GAGAGGAAGGUUUUUGUAAAAUUGUUUCCUUUCUGUAAAACGUAAAGAUACGUGAGAGAGAGAGAAGAAGCUUUCUUUAACAAGUCGUGAAGGCUCUCCUCGAGCGAUGCGUUGAAGGCGAGAGAGUGACAAUAAAAAUGGCGAAAAUAUCUUUCCUCUCUUCUUCUUAUUCUUCUUCAUUUUCCUCUUCUUAUAAAGAAAACCAACACGAUCCUCAUUUAUAAAACCUAGAUUUCUCUUCUUCGAUCUGUGAAAACCAAUUUUGUCCUAAUCGAGAUGGCGGAGGCGACGAAAGUUCUGUACUUGGUGGUGGUCGACGACGAGGUUAAGGCGGCGGCGAUUCGAGAUGGUAAUGGGGAGGAUUCAUUUAGGUAUACGCGUCCUGUAUUGCAGAGUACUCUUCAGCUCAUGGGAUGCAAGGCGCGUCACGCCUUCAAGAUCAGCCGCAGGGUUUACGAGUUAAUAAGAAGUGAGGGAUCUUGUAAGUCCUCACCAGAGCCUGGGAAGGAGCCUGAAUUUGCAAAAAGAGGUGGUGGUUCAAGCUGUGUAGAGAAAGCUAACUGUUUGGUUGCUGAUGAUGUUGACAAGGACAAAAGCAAACCAUUUGAGAUGUACAAGAGACGCACUACUGUUGUUGUUUCGCGACAAAUAUUCCUGGAUGUUGUGUGUGAUUGCCUGGCUGAAUAUAAGUACGUUGGCCGUGACCAAAGGGCAGAUUUGAUUCUUGCAUGCAGAAUCCGAGAAAGGAAAGAAUCUGUAACUGUUCUGCUCUGUGGCACCAGUGGCUGUGGUAAAUCUACAUUGUCUGCAUUGCUGGGUAGUAGGCUGGGGAUUACGACUGUGGUAUCAACUGACUCUAUAAGGCACAUGAUGAGGAGCUUUGCUGAUGAGAAGCAGAACCCUUUACUAUGGGCUUCAACGUACCAUGCUGGAGAGUACCUUGACCCUGUGGCGGUUGCUGAGUCGAAAGCCAAAAGAAGAGCCAAAAAGUUGAAAGGCUCUCGAGUUUUAAACUCUAAUUCCCAAAAGACGGUCGCUGGCUCAAGCUCGAGCACCACUGAGUUGUUAAGUGAUAAGCAGAUGGCUAUAGAAGGGUAUAAGGCACAAAGCGAGAUGGUGAUUGACAGUCUCGAUAGGCUCAUUACAACAUGGGAAAAAAGGAAAGAAUCUGUAGUCGUUGAAGGUGUCCACCUAAGCCUUAACUUUGUGUGUGCAGCCAAUUCGUUAAGUUCGAAAGGAAUGUUUCAACUGAUCCAAAGAACAGGCUCUUCUAGGCGUUUAAUGGCUCUUCUGAAUACUGACGGCACUGUAGCGAAAACUUGGCCUGUUGGUUCCGUUAAUGAUAUGGAGAAGCCAGUCUUUGGCACUGAGAUGGAUGAUGGAACAGAGCAUCCCAUUUAUGGAUACUUACAGAAAGCUGAACCGGUGAAUCUUCAGUUCGGUCUCCUUGGUGUCAGCGCUUGGCCUAACGAUGGCGCAACUAGUCACGCAGGGAGUGUAGACGAGUCGAGAGCAGAUUUUAACGAAACCGGAAGUAGACAUUACUCUUCUAGCUGCAGUUCGCCACGUAUAUCUGAUGGGCCUUCGAAAGAGCGUAAGGCGGAGCAGUCUGUAGAUGGAAGCGAUGAAGAUGAAGAAGUCGAUGAUGAUUUCGCGGAGCCAGAUUCUGAUGAAGAUUUCAGCGAUAACAAUGACGAACGAGACCGUGAAGAGGUUGGAUCUGUGGAUGAGGAAUCGACAAAGUCAGAUGAAGAGUAUGAUGAUCUGGCAAUGCAAGACAAUAGUUACUGGACAGACAACGAAGAAGAAGAGUCACGAGAUACAAUCUCCAUGGUGUCUGAAAACAACCACAAGGAGGCUACAACAAAGCCCAUCAAAGACGACAAAUACAUGCAAAACCUCGACCUUUUCCUCAGGACAGCGAACCAGCCAUUGACUGAAUCUAUUGAGCUCACGUCUGAGUACAAGAACAGAAUGGUUGCAGCUGUCUCGGAUAAAGCGAAGAUGAGGAAACGUUCACUUAGUAUUCCGGCUGCGGUCGGGAAACAUGGUUCGAUCAUUGAUGACCAUCAGAUUUUGGCUAACCAGACUGAUCCAAUUAUUUUGAAUGCCCCGUAGAGAACUCUUUGCCUGUGUAUUUUUUUUCUUCCGGUUUUGUGUUUUAGCCUUUUAGAUAGCUUUAGGUUUCCCAAAACUGAUUGAAGUGUUUUAAUUAUAAUUUUCUGUUUUUUUUUUCUUCUAAUUGUAUUCUUUUUUUUCUCCACCAUAUUUCAACAGUUACUUUAUUUCAUUAUAUUGUACUAAGGUCAUGUUUUCUUUGUAGGUUUCCACCAGAUUCUCA